Messenger RNA from Perognathus longimembris pacificus (Pacific pocket mouse), 1044 nucleotides. It is a transcript of the gene Gbgt1, whose product is annotated as globoside alpha-1,3-N-acetylgalactosaminyltransferase 1 (FORS blood group). Lineage: Eukaryota; Metazoa; Chordata; Mammalia; Rodentia; Heteromyidae. The record is from RefSeq and is a predicted model, not a curated record. The transcript has 6 exons. Gene Ontology annotation, cellular component: Golgi apparatus; vesicle; membrane. Gene Ontology annotation, biological process: carbohydrate metabolic process. Bases 1 to 1044 code for a protein of 347 amino acids. Gene Ontology annotation, molecular function: globoside alpha-N-acetylgalactosaminyltransferase activity.
AUGGCCCACCGGCGGCUAGCCCUGGUCCUGGGGUUAUGUCUACCCACCAGCCUAAGCCUCUGGGCCCUGUGGGUGUAUGUGGAGAACUGGAUGCCGGUUUCUUAUAUACCCUACUACCUCCCCUGCCCAGAGAUCUUCAACUUGAAGCUCCCGUACAGAGGGGCAGAGCCAUCCCAGCCAGUGGCAGGGUUGGCGUACCCUCAACCCAGGCUUCUAGAGCAGAGGCCCGCAGAGCUGCUGACGCUGACACCCUGGUUGGCACCCAUCGUCUCCGAAGGCACCUUCAGCCCGGAGCUGCUGCGGCACCUGUACCAGCCGCUGAACCUGACCGUCGGGGUCGCCGUGUUUGCCGUGGGGAAGUACACGCAGUUUGUCCAGCCCUUUCUGGAAUCGGCUGAGGAGUUCUUCAUGCGUGGUUUCCGGGUGCACUACUACAUCUUCACCAACAGCCCCACCGCCAUCCCCGGCGUCCGGCUGGGCCCCGGACGCCGCCUCAGCCUGCUUCCCACCCAGGGCCACCCCCACUGGGAGGAGGUCUCCCUGCGCCGCAUGGAGACCAUCAGUAAGCACGUCGCCCAGAGGGCGCACCGGGAGGUGGACUACCUCUUCUGCCUCAGUGUGGACAUGACUUUCCAGAACCCCUGGGGCCCGGAGACCCUGGGGGACAUGGUAGCUGCCAUCCACCCGGGCUACUUCUCUGUACCCCGCCAGCGGUUCCCAUACGAGCGCAGGCAAGCUUCUACUGCCUUCGUAGCAGACGAGGAGGGGGACUUCUAUUAUGGCGGGGCAGUCUUCGGCGGACGAGUGGCCAACGUGUAUGAGUUCACCAGGGGCUGCCACAUGGCUAUCAUGGCAGACAAAGCCAACGGCAUCAUGGCGGUGUGGCAGGAAGAGAGCCACCUGAACCGCCGCUUCAUCUCGCACAAACCUUCUAAGGUGCUGUCCCCUGAGUACCUGUGGGAUGACAGGAAGCCCCAGCCACCCAGCCUGAAGCUGAUCCGUUUCUCCUCACUCCACAAGGAGACUAGUGUGCUGAGGGACUAA